CCCCUCCAUAUCCUACCCCCAGCAUCCUUUCUCGAAUCUCCACCAUUUUCACCACCUCUGCUUCUCUCUCUCUCUCUCUCUCUCUCUCACACACACACACACAGAGGCACACGCACACACUGACAAAUGAUAGUAGCAGGAGGGCACUCCAAGAAGAGGCAGCGCGUGGGCAGCACGAGCCGCUUCUCAUCCACCGUCGGCGUCGUCGACUUAUCCCGUCCCGACGGAACCUUAGUCGAAGCUUCUCAGCGCCGCCGCACCGUCCACCCUCCGCCGCUCCCUUCUGACCACGGCGGCUUUAACGACUCCGCCACCGCCGACGUCCUUCUCCGUCUUCACCUUGACCCCUCCCCCUUCGACUCCGAUUCCGAAUCUCUCUCCGUCAUCGAUUGCGUUGACCAGGCCGAAGCCCAGAUCUACCUGCACUCGGAUGUCCUCCGCCGAUCCAAGUACUUCGCCGCGCUGUUAUCCGACCGCUGGCAGCCUCACUCCGGCGACGAUUCUGACAGUCCUCGCAAGAUUCAGCGCCUGAGUUUCGGAGUUUCGGCCACCACUGGAUCAAUUGAUACCCAUCUAACGGUUCUAGAGCUUCUAUAUGCCAAUGAUUUAUCCGCGGCGAUCGAUAAUGCGGCAUCGGCUCUCGAGAUCCUUCCCGUGGCGCUUGAAUUGCUGUUUGAGGAUUGCGUUAGGGCUUGCGUUCGGUUCCUGGAGGCCGUGCCGUGGAGUGAAGAUGAAGAGAGGAGAGUUUUGAGUUUGAUUCCGUUUCUUAGAGAAGAAGAGUCGCGAGAACUGCUCGCUAGGGUUUCGCCUGCGAGCAGUGAUACGUCUGAGGAGAUGCUUUAUGGAUUGAUUUUUGCCGCGAUUCACAACCAUCCGAACAUGGCAUUCGUGAAGGCGUUUGUGGCAAAACUCUUAAGGGAUUUCUCGUCGAGAGAGUCGGCUCGGAGGGUGUUGGACCGGGCGUUUGAUACGAGCCUGAAGAUAGUGAAGGAGUCAUUGGAGGAGUACUCGAGUCCGGACUUUAGAGGUGAUCAUAAUGAGACGGAGGCUAUUCAGAGGUUGAAUUUGCACACCGCGAUGACGAACGGGAGGCAUUUGUUGUGGUUGGUUGAGAGGAUGAUUGAGUUAAGAGUGGCUGAUACAGCGGUGAAGGAAUGGAGUGAGCAGGCAUCGUUCACGGCGGAUUUGCAGAGGGCUUUUCGCGAUGAUGCUUGGAGGAAUAUUGUGCCUGGGCUUCCGGCUGUUGUGCUUCGGUGCACUUGUAAGCUUGCCAAUGCAGUUGCCGCUGGAUCCAUUUUGGCUCCUAGACAGGUUAGGAUGAAACUUGUGAAAGAUUGGCUACCAGUGCUGAUCGUAUGCAGGGACAAUGUGCUGCCACUGCUAUCCAGCCAUAAAUCAUUGUUCCUGGAGCUGGAAGUGACAUUCCUGAGAAUCAUCUCGACGCUGCCCAUGUCCAACGCCCAGGAGUUGUUGCAGCAGUGCCUCAGCUUUUCAACUCGAAACGUGGAGGACUGCCCUCACUUGGUCACUGCAUUUAACACUUGGUUCCGCCGUGCCACCCAAGCCACCCAAGCCCCGCAGGCAGACUAGCAGUUUUCCCUGAUAUGCUGUUUAGGGCAAUAUGUUUGUUGUUGCCGCCUCCCUUGCUUCCUGCUUCCUGCUUCUUUGUAUGAUUUGAGGGCCUGCCCACCCUUUCUCAAAACUACCAUGUGCAUAUGAAAACAAAUGCUAAGAGACCUACCUAGCUAUACUUUUACCUCUGUACUCUUUCUUUGUAUAUAAACCUCCUGAUCGCCCAACUUGUGAAUACCCUUGUUAUUGUAUUUUCGAAAUGUAUACACUGCCUGAACUCCUUAUCACCCUUUAUAGUUUCAAGGAUUAAGGUAUUUGGGAUUCUGUACAUUAUUUUAAUAUAUGCAUUGGUGUUUGCUGCAA
Molecule: messenger RNA, 1935 nt
Organism: Malania oleifera
Lineage: Eukaryota; Viridiplantae; Streptophyta; Magnoliopsida; Santalales; Ximeniaceae
Product: BTB/POZ domain-containing protein At1g63850-like
Exons: 2
Coding region: 127-1590 (487 amino acids)
Source: RefSeq, a predicted model, not a curated record